Phragmites australis (common reed) is the source of this 2345-nucleotide messenger RNA. Its product is annotated as DEAD-box ATP-dependent RNA helicase 16. Gene Ontology annotation, cellular component: nucleolus. Gene Ontology annotation, molecular function: RNA helicase activity; ATP binding; nucleic acid binding. NCBI's taxonomy places the organism in Eukaryota, Viridiplantae, Streptophyta, Magnoliopsida, Poales, Poaceae. The transcript has 15 exons. The record is from RefSeq and is a predicted model, not a curated record. The coding region runs from base 143 to 2071 and encodes 642 amino acids.
UUUUGAAGGGAGCCCUAGCUCCGCUCCCUGCCGCCGCCUUUCCUUCUCUCCUCGAGCCUCUUCUCCGCCGAUUUCUUCUGUCUCGUUCGUUUCUCUUCCUUGCAAGCAAGCAACCGAAGAUUCGCGGUUCAACUGACCCCCGAUGCCCCGCGUUAAGCCUGCCCCUGUGAUGGAGGAGGAGGCGGAGGAGGCAAGGCAGGAAGUUGUGGGCGCCGGUGGGGCGGGCGGAAUCCUGGACGAUGGAGCCACUGACGGGGCGGAAGGCAGCCCGGACGAUGGAGCCGCCGGCGGGAAGAAGGUGAAGGAGGAGGAAGAGGAGGAAGAGAAGGAUGUGACCUUCGAUGAGCUGGGCCUGGACGAGCAGCUGAAGAGGGCUUUGAGGAAGAAGGGCAUGACCAACGCCACCCCUAUCCAGCGGGAGGCCAUCCCGCUCAUACUGGAAGGAAAGGAUGUAAUCGCAAAGGCCAAGACUGGCUCUGGAAAGACCUUUUCCUACCUUCUACCACUGCUGCACGAGCUAUUGAAGUUGUCCUCGGAAGGGCGUAUUCGAAAACCUGCACCAAAUGCCUUCAUCCUGGUGCCAACUCGAGAGUUAUGUCAGCAGGUUUUUAAUGUGGCAUCAUCUCUCCUUGAGUUCUGCACAUCCAAAUUGAAGGUUGUGCAAGUGACUGCGAGCAUGUCGGAUAAGGAUAUUACUGUUGCAUUGUCUGGACCCCCUAAUAUUCUUGUGUCAACUCCAGCUUGCGUUGCAGCAUGCAUAUCAAAGGGCAUUAUCCGUGGAUCAUCUAUUAAAGAGUCACUUUCAAUGAUGAUUCUCGAUGAGGCUGACCUCCUUCUAUCCUAUCGCUGUGAAGAUGACUUGAAAGCUCUCAUCCCACAUAUCCCAAGAAGCUGUCAAACCAUUAUGAUGUCUGCAACUUCAAGCUCUGAUGUCGAGAAAUUGACGAAGCUACUUCUGCACAACCCAUUUAUUCUAACUCUUACAGAGGUUGGUCGUGCAAAGGAUGAUGUGAUUCCUAGAAAUGUUCAACAGUUCUGGAUCUCAUGUAGUGCUAAGGAUAAAAUGCUUCAUAUCCUUGCACUCUUAAAGUUAGAGCUUAUUCAGAAGAAAGUUCUUAUAUUUGUCAACUCCAUUGAUAUGGCAUUCAGAUUGCGACUGUUCCUUGAAAAGUUUGGAAUAAGAUCUGCGGUGUUGAAUGCAGAGUUGCCACAAAAUUCUCGACUACAUAUUAUUGAGGCAUUCAAUGCUAGGCUAUUUGAUUAUCUGAUAGCAACGGAUGACAAUAAACCAAAGGAGGAGAAGCAAAUCAAUAAGGAAAACAAGAAAGAGUCAAGGGUAUCACGCAAACAUUUGCAGCAGACUCUAGAUGCCGAAUUUGGAGUUGUCAGAGGAAUUGACUUCAACAAUGUAUUCACAGUAGUUAAUUUUGACAUGCCUCCAAAUCCUGCUGGCUAUGUUCACAGAGUAGGACGAACAGGGAGAGCAAAUAAGACUGGUGCAUCCAUAUCGCUUGUUUCGCCAGAGGAGAAUAGUACUUUUGAAGAGAUUGUGCAUCUGUUGCAAGAUGUUGAAAAGAAAGAUACGAACUGCAUUUCACCUUUCCCAUUACUUACAAAAGAUGCCGUUGAGUCUCUGCGAUAUAGGGCUCAGGAUGUUGCGAGGGGUGUGACAAGCCGUGAUAUACAGGAAGCACGUCGCCAGGACAUAAAGAACGAAAUUCUCAAUUCCGAGAAGUUGAAGUCUCAUUUUGAAGAGAACCCGAGAGACCUUGAUUUGCUCAAACACGACAAACUACUAAGCAACAAAGCAAUUCCUGCACAUCUGCGUGAUGUCCCUGAGUACCUAAUUGAUCCCAAAACCAAAGAAGCCAGUAAUGUUGUCAAACUUAACAGGGCUGCUAUGGGUAUUGACAAGCCCCAAAGGCGGAGAAGACAGGUAUUCAAGGGGGGAUCAGGCAAAAGUAGAGAUCCACUUAAGACUUUCUCUGCUGAGGGAAAAUCACGGAGACGAGGGAGGAAAGAUAAAGAGGGUGGUGAACCAGAUAGAAGAAAGAGGAAGGUGGAAAGCUAAAUUUUUUGCAAGGAGUUUACUACGAAGCUCGCUCGAUUUUGUAGGCUUGUUUUACGCCAUAUAACUGUAGUAUCUCGAGAGAGACGGGUGUUCUUUAAACAAAAGGCAAGCUUUGCGGCUGACUGUAGAAUUUGUUUAUUGCCUUGAGGAAACUCUUACUCUUCUUAGAAUUUGGUGGCGUGCCGUCAUAAGCUGAAGCCUAAAAUGUCUUGGAAAGCAACAGAUGUUUCCUCUCUGUUUAGGGCUAUGAAAAAAUCUCGAGACUUGCAAGCUA